CAGACUUUGACAAAUUAUUUUUUAAAUUUUUUCUUUGCAGCCGCAGCUGAUGGUUAUAGGAAUGAGGGUAAUGAGGCCUUCAAGAAAGGAGAUUUCAUCAGUGCUAUUCAUUUUUACAGCGAAGGAAUUAAAAUGAACUGCAAUGAGAAAGAACUGAAGGCCAAACUGUACAACAACAGGGCUAUUGCACAUUUUAAACUUGGUAAGAUGAUACUAACUGAUUUGUGUAUUGAAAUACUCUUGAUAUAAUGUCCAUUAGCAAUGUAUUACUACCUUCAGCAAGCUCUACCGAGAGUUUUGAUACAUCUUACUAGAGCGCUAGCAGUAGAGAAGAAAUGGAAUUUGCGAGUACGAUUCAGCCCUCUGUUAAGGAGAACCGCGAGCAUUCGACGAGGACUGACUAAGACGGUUUCUCGCCUGCGGUUUUCAGGUCAAGAUUAGAACAAAAAAUUCCUGUUACUGAAUGUUUAGUUUGCUGCGUUUGUGUUUUGUUUUCUAUAGCGAAAUCUGUUUCAAGAAUGGGAAACUGUGUUCGUUUCUGUUUUGCCAUAGCAUUUUAUUCCUUUGCAUUAUGUGCGGCGAAGGUUCCCCUCGGUCAGUGCUUUAAGGUUUCGUUGCUGUAGAAAAAUUCUCUUUGUAAACCAAAAGCUAACUUUUGACGAAAGAAUCAGCUGCAUCACAAGGCACGAUGAUUUUUCACCGAGAAUUCAUCGGGCAGUUUACUGCAAAUUGCCCCUUUCCUCAGAGAUUGCAAAGGCAGAAGCUAUCGUCGCGAUUGUCGAGCCGCUCAAACCGAACAGAAACGAGUGAGUUUUUAGUUAUCUGAUUUAAGGUAAUCUCAGAUAGGGAUUUAAAUCGAGAAAAACCUAUUUAGUUUAAGGACAGCUUUGCCUUAUGACACAUUCCGCUCAAAGAGAAUAACUACAGACAUCAGUAUUAUAAAUAAAUAUUUCGUACGCAUCGACUUUCACACAGUACGACAUCUAAUUCAGUAAAAUUUGUGUUUCUCUAUCUAUCUCGUUGCCGUGCAUUUAUCACAAUGACAUUGCUACUGUUGCUACUUUUAGUUUCUUGAGGGCAGGGGGGAAUGGAUGGCUCGUAGGAUGGAUUUUCGGAAACCUAGGUUAGGAGAAUACACCACCCCUCGAGCCUGUGUAUAGUCCAGUAUCCGCCAGAGGUUUCGCACUGUUAAAGCAAAAAAAUAUCGAUCAGCUCAGGAAAGGGCUCGAACUUCAUUACAAAUAAUGUAUUUCUGUUAUAAAAAUACGAUAGAAAUUACAAUUGGUAGGAUUUUCAUGUAGGAAGACAAGGAGUAUGAGUACAUCUCAAGCGCGUGACAUAAAAAGCAAUGAAGAGCUGACCAUUCUUCGCUUGUAAAAUGUAUGCGAAAAGAAUGUUGAACAAUCGUGUUCGGUGUGGGAACAGACCCCUCAAUCAGCAUUCUUUUCAGCUGAAUUCAUUGGUUGUGUUCCCCUGAUUUGACUAGUGAUAUGUGUUCGUAACAGGCGUCUUCGCAGCCGGUAGAAAGCAUAGAGCUGACGACAUUGAAGAGUAAAAUCUCCUCGAUGUCGACGAUCGAAACGCGUCCAUUUUGGACAUAGAGCUACAUCCUUUGGAAAGUAGUGUAUAGAAAUAUCCGGUAUAUCUGUAUUAUUCUUGUAGCUAACAUCAUUUGGCUCUCCGGUCACGCAAUACGUUCGGCCUUUCUUCUCGAUUCCUCCUUUCCCCACCAAAGUCGCCGCCGUGUUUUCACAGUUUUCUACGUCACGGCUAUGUAACAUGAUCGUUUUGGGUGCGCGCUUGAUGGGGACACCUUUUCGCUGCCAAAGCGUACUUUCAAUGCCCGAAAAGAUGGAUAAGGAGAACGCUCUAGGCGCUAGGGUAUUUUUUUUCUAAUUUUAAAACACGGCUAUCAACCAGAAAAUGCAAAAAACAAAUUUCGUGUCAUAGGCACUUUAAUAUGCUUUUUUUUCUCUUUUGAAGCCAAGGGCUGUCAGUACUGUCAGCAGUAGUUUUCUGAAAAGGUGAUAAUUUUGAAUGCAUGCCCAAAAGUAAAUUCUCCAGAAAACAUGCGCCAUAUCUUGGCCGCUCAAAAAUAGCAACAAGUAACCUCUUACCACAGACAUCAAUGAACAUCACAAGCUUUUCUUAAAAUUGAUGUAAAGGUGGUGGGUUUGCUAUAUGCGCAGCUAAUCAGAGAUAUUUAUUUUAAAAAACAGGAAAUCACCAGGAUUCACUAAGGGAUGCAGAGGCAGCCAUUAAGUUAAAUCCAACUUUCUUCAAGGCAAUUGUGAGAGGUUAGAUAUAUUAACUGUGCUAUAAUAAAAGUAAAAAUGAACUCAACACUCUAAAAUUAAGUAAAGUUAAAUCUUGUCUCAACUUACUUUGAUAAAGAGGUCUACACCACCCUGAUGUACAUUUGAAUCCAGUGCUUGACUGCUGUGCUGUGACUUUACAUUAUGAUGAAAACAUUAUUUUGAGUUGGAUGAAGAACUCAAUGCUGAAUGCAAAGCAAAAUUUUAGCAUGAGUAUUUGAAUUUCCUUCUGCUCAAUGAGCGAGGUAGUGGUGUCAGACAUGUUUAGUCACUAUCUCGCUGUUUUGAAAAGAAGUAAGGACUUAACUUAACUCAAACCGUAAGAAAACUUUCCUCAUUCGUCAAGUACAACUCAACUUUAAGUGCUAUAAAACAUGUAAUAAUAAUGUAACUAGAGACGGCAUGAGUAAAUCUUUUAGUUUGAGUCACUUCCUAGGAAUUAAUUAUCAACUGAUUGAGUAAAACAAAUAUGUUUACUCAAACUAAAGGGAAACUAGUUUUAAUAUCAAUUAAAAUUUUUUAUUUUGUAUUUUGAUUGAAGUUGAAAUUCAACCCAGUGUUAAAAAGAUUAACUAAAAAAUGUACCAUUAUGAUGAUAAAAAAUUUUUAUAAAAUGGGUUUCAUUUUUUGGUUUUGGUAUUGCAUGUCUUAUAUUCUAUCCGUGUAUCUCUUAAUGAUUUUGUGGGAAUUGUCAGUCCCAAUUUAAGUGUUCUCAGAAGUUUCAAUUAUCAAAAGCUACUCUUACUGAAAACUAAUGAGGCCUGUUUAUUCUUUUCCUUUUAGUUUGUUUUUGCUUUGUUUCGUUUUGUUUUUUUCUGGUCUGUAAUGAUUUAGCUUUCAGUGGUUUCUGUUUCUUUUCUUGGAAUCAAGCUACAGUAAUUAUAAGCUUUUUUGCGUUGUUGCCUACAGGAGCCACUGCCUGUGUUGAACUGAAGAGAUUUAAAGAAGCAAUCACUUGGUGUGAUAAGGGAUUAGCUGUAUCCUUUGAAGAUAUCUUUUAUUUUUAA
Molecule: messenger RNA, 3322 nt
Organism: Pocillopora meandrina
Lineage: Eukaryota; Metazoa; Cnidaria; Anthozoa; Scleractinia; Pocilloporidae
Source: the annotation of a GenBank genome assembly